This is a messenger RNA of Fukomys damarensis (Damara mole-rat), 2705 nucleotides long. It is a transcript of the gene Kcnk5, whose product is annotated as potassium two pore domain channel subfamily K member 5. Gene Ontology annotation, cellular component: membrane. Lineage: Eukaryota; Metazoa; Chordata; Mammalia; Rodentia; Bathyergidae. Gene Ontology annotation, biological process: potassium ion transmembrane transport; stabilization of membrane potential. The coding region runs from base 251 to 1753 and encodes 500 amino acids. The record is from RefSeq and is a predicted model, not a curated record. The transcript has 5 exons. Gene Ontology annotation, molecular function: potassium ion leak channel activity.
UGGCAGGCUCGGCGUGCCCCCUCGGCCCCCCCAGGUGUCCACCAACCCCGGCCCAGCAGCGCAGGUCCCAGCGAUCGGUGGACCAACUUGGCGGAGUAACUUUGUCCCCGGAGCGCCGCCGCGGGGGAAGGGGCACUGCGCAUGCGGAGCUCCAAAUUCAAACAGCUGUUUCCAGAGGCUGCGGGCGGGCGGCGGCGGAGUCGCUGGGGCUAGGGGGGAGCUUUCUGGAGGAGCCAGCUGCCCAAGAGCCAUGGUGGACCGGGGUCCUCUGCUCACCUCGGCCAUCAUCUUCUACCUGGCCAUCGGGGCGGCGAUCUUCGAAGUGCUGGAGGAGCCGCACUGGAAGGAAGCCAAGAAAAACUACUACACACAGAAGGUGCAUCUCCUGCAGGAGUUCCCGUGCCUGAGCCAGGAGGGUCUGGACAAGAUCCUGCAGGUGGUAUCUGAUGCGGCGGGACAAGGCGUGGCCAUCACAGGGAACCAGACCUUCAACAACUGGAACUGGCCUAAUGCAAUGAUUUUUGCAGCCACGGUCAUCACCACCAUUGGUUAUGGCAAUGUGGCUCCCAAGACCCCAGCUGGCCGCCUCUUCUGCGUCUUCUAUGGUCUCUUCGGGGUGCCGCUCUGCCUGACGUGGAUCAGCGCCCUGGGCAAGUUUUUCGGAGGCCGAGCCAAGAGGCUAGGCCAGUUCCUCACUCGGAGAGGUGUGAGCCUGCGGAAGGCGCAGAUCACGUGCACAGCCAUCUUCAUCCUGUGGGGUGUCCUGGUUCACCUGGUGAUCCCACCCUUUGUGUUCAUGGUGACUGAGGAGUGGGACUACAUCGAGGGCCUCUACUACUCCUUCAUCACCAUCUCCACCAUCGGCUUCGGUGACUUUGUGGCCGGUGUGAACCCCAGUGCCAACUACCACGCCCUGUACCGAUACUUUGUGGAGCUCUGGAUCUACCUAGGGCUGGCCUGGCUGUCUCUCUUUGUCAACUGGAAGGUGAGCAUGUUUGUGGAAGUUCACAAAGCCAUUAAGAAGAGGCGGCGGCGGCGGAAGGAAUCCUUCGACAGCUCCCCACACUCCCGCAAGGCCCUGCAGAUGACCGGAAGUGCAGCCUCCAAGGACGUCAACAUCUUCAGCUUUCUGUCCAAGAAGGAGGAAACCUACAAUGACCUCAUCAAACAGAUCGGGAAGAAGGCAAUGAAGACCGGCGGGGGUGGGGAGAGGGUCCUGGGGCCAGGCCCCCGGCUGGGGUCUCAAGGCCACGGGCUGCCAGCAAUCCCCGCGUCCCUGGCGCCCCUGGUGGUUUACUCCAAGACCCGGGGGCCCAGCCUGGAGGAGGUUUCGCAGACCCUCAGAACCAAGGGCCACGUGUCCAGGCCCCCUGGCAAGGAGGCCGAGGACCCCGAGGGUGGCUCCCCAACCUCUGAGGCCUUCAGCAACCAGCUGGACCGCAUCAGCGAGGAGGGAGAGCCCUGGGGGGCCCUGGAUUACCAGCCACUCAUCUUCCAGGACGCCAACCCCACCUUCGUGAGCGAGGAGGCUGGCCUCUUGGACGAGGAGACCUCCAAGUCUUCGCUGGAGGACACCCUGGCAGGGGAGGGGCAGCCCCAGGAGGGGCCCACGGCCCAGGCGCCCCUGAACAUGGGCGAGUUCCCCUCCUCGGAUGAGUCUACUUUCACCAGCACGGAGUCAGAAGAGCUGUCUGUGCCUUACGAGCAGCUGAUGAACGAGUACAAUGAGGCCAACAGCCCCAGGGGCACAUGAGGCAGGGCCGGCUCCCCACACCGCCCGAGACUGGGCGGCCCCGGCGCGGCAGUGGGGGGCCGAGGGCCUCAUUCUCCUGUCCCUUCCAGCCAGAUGCUCGGGUAGAUGUAGUGCAGGCCCAGGACAGGGCCUCUGCUCUCCAGCCACAUGGCGCCUGGCGGUGGGGAGGCCGCUGUCCUGAACGUGGCCCGUGUUUCCGGCGGUUGGAGGCACGUGGGAGGCUGACCCACAAGGGCUGGCACCUGCAUGGCUGUUCACCCGGCGCUUGGGUGACCGUGGCACAGUUCUGAGGCCCAGGCCUCUGCUGAGUUCACCAGUGUUACUGAGCGGCUCUGUGGGGCUGGCACUGAGCUAGACAUUUCCAGGAGGGUAGGAGGGGCCCACAGGAUCUGUUUCUGCCUUUUAUCUCCCAGGCUGUGAUAGGGGGCAGGGCGCCUCUCAGUACCUGGCCGCAGCAGGACCCCGCCCCUGCCCACCUGCCGGUCUGUCCGUGUCCCCAGCCCCAGUCCAGGACCUCACUGCCCACGGGUAGCUCACUCCUCCCCGUCCCCAGCCCGACAGGGUAGGGCCACCCUGCUCUUGGCUCACAAAUGGGCUGCAGCCAAAAAUGUGAACGGAAGUCCUCUCCAGCUCCCGUGCGGCAUGCGUUUGCCAGGAAGGGAAUGGCUAGGCUGGGGAGGAGUGAUAAUGUGAAACUGUUUCUGGCGAGAGAUGGGGAGAACUCCCUGCCGCCUCAUUUUUGGGUUUUCAGUGAUGCUCUCCUAGAUCGGCUCACUUUGACCCUGAAUGUUUUUGUAUUUCUCCUUAAUGAACUGCUGUUUUUAUACCAGAAUCUGUUGUUGGCUUCAAAGCCGGUGAAGAACAGGGUCUAGAAAAGUGGGCUGCCCGGUGUAUACCCUGCUGCCCUCUCCCAACCCUCCGGGGCCUUUCAUGCUGACAUGAGCCAAGGCUA